Molecule: messenger RNA, 2492 nt
Organism: Oncorhynchus mykiss (rainbow trout)
Lineage: Eukaryota; Metazoa; Chordata; Actinopteri; Salmoniformes; Salmonidae
Product: BTB/POZ domain-containing protein 6-B
Biological process (GO): neurogenesis
Cellular component (GO): cytosol
Molecular function (GO): protein binding
Source: RefSeq, a predicted model, not a curated record
AAUCUGAUUUGUUGUUGGCAGCGAGCUGGGCGUCCGAGAUGAUUAUAUCAAAUAAAAUAAAAAAAAUUCACUGCAACUAAAACGCCAGACCCGACAAAUUACAAUUCACAUCGUAUCCACACAUCAGCUAAGGAGGAACCCGCGCCUUUUCCUCGUUGAUAAGUAGCUUUUGGAGAAAAACAUCUGCCAGGAUUUGCGCAGGAAAACAGCGAACUCCAAGCGAGCAACGAUGAUCUGUAUUUACCAUCAGCACAAAAAAGGGAAACAAUACGUUUCGGGGAGAGCUCAGUGGCAAUAGAGGAUGAAAUGAGAAAGGAGUAUACUGCUUGAACUUGUUAUACAACCUCAAUCACUGGACGGAUAUUUUGUAUGUUUCUCUUACAAUUGAUUCGGGGUUCGUAAGACUUAAUCGCUGAAUUUAUGCAACAUUUGCAUCUAAAGGUCACGAUUUGUGUAUCAAUUGUCAACGCAGAUUAAUAGUAGAUCCUGGAGUUCGUGGUUUAUUUUUAGGGAAAGGGCCAACGCUUUGUGUGCCGAUGCCAACGGCAGAUUGCAGGUUGCUCCAUCAUGGUCGGAUCAUGAAGUGUCUGACUUUUUUACUCUUACUUCCAGAAACACUGAAAAAGUCUAAAACGACUGGGAAACACACAAGCAGGUUACCAGUAUGCUAUGAGAUUCUAACCCUGUCCUUGAAGAAGAAGAUGGCUGCAGAACUGUACCCUGCGACCAACAACGGUACUACGGUGACCGGCACUGACAAGAAAAGCAAUGUGCAGGUCACCCAGUCAACAACCACUGCAACAACACCGACCACCCAGCAAAACAUAAACAACAACAACGUCGAACCUCCGAGCUGGCAGUCCUCGCACCCCACGCUACGGGAGAGGAACGCCUUGAUGUUCAACAAUGAACUCAUGGCCGAUAUCCAUUUCAUUGUUGGUCCCUUCGGUGAAUCUAAGAAAGUGCCAGCGCACAAGUAUGUGCUGGCAGUGGGUAGCUCAGUCUUCUGUGCCAUGUUUUAUGGGGAUCUUGCAGAGGAGUCGUCCGAAAUCCAUAUCCCAGAUGUAGAACCUGCUGCUUUUCUAAUUCUGCUGAAGUACAUGUACAGUGAUGCAAUAGACCUGGAGGCUGACACCGUGCUGGCCACCCUGUACGCUGCCAAGAAGUACAUUGUACCCGCCCUGGCCAAGGCCUGCGUCAGCUUCCUGGAGACUAGCCUGGAGGCCAAGAACGCCUGUGUGCUGCUGUCCCAGAGCCGUCUGUUUGAGGAGCCUGAGCUGACGCGGCGCUGCUGGGAGGUGAUUGAUGCGCAGGCAGAGCUGGCCCUGGGCGCAGAGGGCUUCUGUGAGAUUGACCUGCAGACCCUGAAGAUCAUCCUGCAGAGAGAGACCCUCAACACCAAGGAGGUGGUGGUCUUUGAUGCUGUCAUGAGUUGGGCCACAGCAGAGUGUAAGAGGCAAGGACUGGGAGAAACCACCCGCAACAAGAGAUCUGUCCUGGGCAAGGCACUCUACCUGGUGCGCAUCCCCACUAUGACCCUGGAAGAGUUCGCUGAUGGGGCAGCCCAGUCAGACAUCCUGACACUGGAGGAGACGCAUGACGUCUUCCUGUGGUACACAGCGGCCACCAAGCCCAAAUUGGACUUCCCACUGGCACAGAGGCAGGGCCUGGCACCCCAGAAGUGCCACCGGUUCCAGUCGUCAGCCUACCGGAGCAACCAGUGGCGCUACAGGGGCCGCUGUGACAGCAUCCAGUUCGCAGUGGACAAGCGGAUCUUUAUUGCUGGACUGGGCCUGUAUGGGUCAAGUGGUGGGAAGGCAGAGUACAGCGUCAAGAUUGAACUGAAGCGUCAACGGGUGACCCUAGCACAGAACCUGACCAAGUUUGUAUCGGACGGAUCAAGCAGUACAUUUUCUGUAUGGUUUGAAAACCCGGUUCAGGUGGAGCAGGAUGUCUUCUAUACGGUGAGUGCCGUGCUGGACGGGAAUGAGCUGAGCUAUUUCGGCCAGGAGGGCAUGACAGAGGUACAGUGUGGAAAAGUGACAUUUCAGUUCCAGUGCUCCUCGGACAGUACCAACGGGACUGGGGUGCAGGGGGGACAGAUCCCAGAGCUGGUAUUCUAUGCAUAAACUGAACUGGUCAUAACGGACAAGUAGAGGACAUAUGGACUGUACAUCCAUGUGUUUAAGCCUUCUAAAUAAUGUAGCAUUAUUAUGUCACUAAACAAAAUACUAUUUUUAAGUGAAGGAAUGCUGUUAUUUAUUUUAAAAUUAUUUUAAUUAUUAACUGCAAAAAGCAGUCCCUUGUAAAAAGUCGUAUUGCACUUGUGGACAGCCUCUGCAAUGUUUUUUUUUGUACAUAAAGUACGGUUAUAUGGUGUGCAGCUUGAUGCUGAUCAAUCCUGAUGUUCUGUGCGAGAGCUUAUGAACCUGCAGAAAAUCAUAAAAGUUAUGCGAGAUAAGCCACAGAUGUUGCUGCUCAUCAUUAUAUAA